This is a messenger RNA of Volvox carteri f. nagariensis, 1464 nucleotides long. RefSeq lists its product as uncharacterized. The transcript is spliced from 10 exons. The coding region runs from base 1 to 1464 and encodes 487 amino acids. Gene Ontology annotation, biological process: fatty acid biosynthetic process. The record is from RefSeq and is a predicted model, not a curated record. Gene Ontology annotation, cellular component: membrane. Gene Ontology annotation, molecular function: acyltransferase activity, transferring groups other than amino-acyl groups. Lineage: Eukaryota; Viridiplantae; Chlorophyta; Chlorophyceae; Chlamydomonadales; Volvocaceae.
AUGUAUAUGUUUGGUGGCGUUGAUGACCGGCUGGAACUUAACUUCCUUCGUGCCGCUUUCCGGCUCUCACGCCACAACUUCUUAAAGCCCUUACUACGUUCCGCACACACAGAAGUGUGUGUGUUACUGAAGGGCGGCACCGUGUGGGCCGUCACCGUAUUCCGUCCGCGCCUGCACCGCCAUGAUCCGUUUUUCCGGCGCUACAACGCCGACCUGGUCGACUUCCAAGCGCGUGUCUUUGCGCGCAGCGGCCUCUCGCCCACGGAGACCUACCUGCCGCCCAUGCUCAAUCCGGCCUUUGUGGGCCCCGACCUGCUCACAGAUUUGGACUCGGCGUCGAAGGAAUGUCGGAUGGCGGUAUGCGGCGCGGUGGAGGGGUUGUUCAAAAAGACGGGGCUUACACCGACCGACAUCGACAUCCUGAUCACCACGUGCUCCAUCUACUGCCCCACGCCGUCCAUGGCGUCGAUGGUGGUCAACGCUUUUGGAUUACGUAAGGACGUACAGUCGUACCAUCUUGGCGGCAUGGGCUGCUCCAACGGUGUGGUGGGAAUCAACCUGGUCGCUGAUUUGCUGGCGGCCCACCCCAACAGCAACGCCUUGUUCAUCACGACAGAGAUCACCACCCCUGCCUACUACUGGGGGGUGGAGCGCCACAGGCUGGUGACCAACCUGCUCUUCAGAAUGGGCGCCGCCGCCAUGCUGCUCACAAACAAGGCCUCCCUGGCGCGACCCACGGGUCGCGGGGCACAGGGUCGCGGUGCCAAGUACCAGCUACUGCGACGAGUACGAGUUCACUCGGGACAAAACGACGAGGCGUUCACAGCCAUUCACUUUAGCCCAGACGACAAAGGCAAGAACGGGAUCUACCUGGGGAAGAACGUCGUAAAGGAGGCGAGCAGGGCGCUGGGCGAUGCCAUGACAAAGGCCAGCGCCACGCCGCCGUCGUCCCGGCCGCCGUACAGGCCAAAUUUCCAGCAGUCCACCGUCAGGCAUUUCCUGUUGCACGCGGGCGGUGCCAAAGUAUUAGAUGGACUGGGUGAGGCGCUUCAGCUGGAUGACACCAAGCUGGCGCCAUCCCGUACCGUACUGCACGACUACGGCAACAUUAGCAGCAGCACCACGUGGUACACGCUGGCCUGUGUGGAGACCACCACCGGCAUCAAGAAGGGAGAGCGAGUGUUACAAAUUGGAGUGGGCAGCGGCAUGAAAUGCGGAGUCAACGUGUGGCGGGCGCUCCGUGACGUGUACGAGCUUCACGAGGCGUGGGCUCACCGCGUCAGCCCCGAGCAGCGGGCCUCCCUGGAGCUCAGGGGGGCGGUGGAUGUGGCGCACGGCUGGUCGCACAUGUCCCUGCGGGCGCUGUUCGCGGUGCUCAUGGUGCUGCUGGCCGCGGCCAUGCACUGGCUCAUGUUGCAGCGCGUGGCGGCGGCGGCGGCCGGGAGCCUAGGAGCCCGCGAUUGA